This is a messenger RNA of Tetrahymena thermophila SB210, 13788 nucleotides long. Its product is annotated as outer arm dynein beta heavy chain. The record is from RefSeq and is a predicted model, not a curated record. Gene Ontology annotation, biological process: microtubule-based movement. Gene Ontology annotation, cellular component: dynein complex. Gene Ontology annotation, molecular function: ATP binding; dynein light intermediate chain binding; minus-end-directed microtubule motor activity. The transcript has 7 exons. NCBI's taxonomy places the organism in Eukaryota, Ciliophora, Oligohymenophorea, Hymenostomatida, Tetrahymenidae.
AUGGGUGAUCAUAGUCAAAAAGAUAGCCCCGAAGAUUUUAUUAUAAAUCGUUUAUCGUAGGCUUUAGGUAUUUAAAAAGAAAAGAUAAAGAAAUCUUUGGAAACAUAACAAGAUGAUAAAGGUGAAGUUACCAAUAAAGAUGAGUUCCAAGGUUUUAUUCAAUAAGAUAACUCAACUAAUAUAUUAUGGGUUUCAGGUUAAUCUGAAAAAUGUACCUUCUAUUAUGGAUAGCUUCCUCCUAUAGAUAAAUUUAAGAAGAAAGGUAUUGCUGUAAUAAAGCUAGGUCUUCAUAAAUUAACUAAUGAAAACGUAGCCAAGGAUGUUGUUGUAGUAGAAAUUACCAAUAAUCUCUUAGAACAUUUGAAUAGUGUUUUUAAUGAAAUCAUGUCUCCUGUUAUGUAAAAUCCUCUUAACUAAUAAGGAUGGACUGAUUUAGUUGCAAAAGACUUGAUGGAAAAGUUUAAUAAUUACGUUGCUUAAGUUUAUGUUUUGCUUGGAUAAAUUAAGGGUAAAACAAUGUUACCUCUCCCCUCUCAUAAACUUACUUCCUCUGAUACUACUCCUGAUAAAGAUAAAGCUCACGUCUUUGAAGGAUCAAUUAUCACUUGGACAAAAUAAAUUAAAAAUGUAUUAAAGUUAGAACCUGAACAAUUGCUUAAGUAUGGUAAUGACCCUGGUCCAUUAGCUGAAAUUGAGUUCUGGCAAAAUAAAAGAGAUAACUUGAACCUAAUUGAUUCUCAGCUUAAAUCUGUUGAAGUAUAGAACAUUCUCCACUUCCUCGACAAUAAUAAAUCAACAUACACUACUCCUUUCACUAAGCUUUAAGCUGAAGUUAAAAAGGCUCGUUUAGAAGCAAAUGAAAAUUAUAGAUACUUGUUCACAUUAAAAGACUUGUUUUCUAAAUUGUAAGAAUCCCAACCAAGCGAUUUCCCUACCCUCUAUGAACUUUUUAUUCCAAUUAUGCAUACAAUUUUAUUAAUUUACAAUAAAUCAAAAACCUACAACUAGCCUCCUAGAUUGGUUGUUUUGAUUAGAGAAAUAUGUAAUGCAAUUAUUUCAAAUGCUUAAGCUUUUGUAGAUAAAGAUACUAUAUUCUCAUUGAUUGAUAGCAAGGAAACAACUGAAGCUUGUGAUAAAUUGCAAGUAACUCUUGACGUAUGCAGCAAAUUCAAAGACGCUUACUUUGAAUAUAAAGCUAAAGCUGGUGGAAACUGGAAACUUACUAGCAAUGCCCUUUUCGUUAGAUUAGAUAGUUUCUUAGAAAGAUGUUAAGAUAUCCUUCACUUGACUAACACUAUCGUUCAAUUCAAUAAACUUGAAAAGAUUGAAUUAGGUGGUACUAAAGGUAAAACACUUACAGAGUCUAUUGCCUAGAUUUUCAAGGAAUUUGAAGAAGCUGUUUAAGCCUUCACAUCAGUUAGCUAUGAUAUUAUGAAUAUUGCUGAAAAGAAAUUCGAUGAUGAUUUCUACGAGUUCCGUUCUAAAAUUAAGGAGCUUGAACGUCGUUUAGCAUCAGUUAUUACCUAAGGAUUUGAUGAUUAUGAUACAAUCUAUGGUCGUUUCAAGCUUUUGGAUAAUUUCGAAGGAUUACUUACUCGUCCUAUUAUCGCUGACGAGUUAGAAAAGAAGCAUAUCGUUCUCCUCGAAAUGUACAAGUAAGACCUUAAAUAAGUAUAGAGUAUCUUCUUAGAAGGUAAACAAUUUGUUGAUAGCAUGCAUGAAAAUGCCCCUCUUUUCUUAAAUAUGCCACCUAUUGCUGGUGCUUUGACUUGGUGUAAAUCUCUUCGUGAUAGAAUUUAGGAACCUAUUGAAAAACUUGCUUAACUUGGAUAAGGUAUUACUGAACGUGAAGAAUACAAAGAUGUUCAAAAACUCUACACUUCAAUCACAAAAUCUAUUAAGGAUUAUGAAGACUAAAAGAUUCUUUCUUGGGAAAAAGAAGUCGAAGAUUCUUCUCAAGAUAAACUUAAAUAAACUUUACUUUGCAAGGAUGAAAACGAUCUCAUUAAGGUUAACUUUGACCCUAGUUUAGUAAGAUUGUUGAAAGAAGUUAAAUAUUUCUUGUUACUUAGAUUAGAAGUUCCAACCACUGCAAAAGAUAUUUACACAAAAGCAGAAACUUAUAGAACUUAAAUUGUUGCUCUUGACAUGAUUGUUGAUAACUACAAUCAUAUUAAAACUUGCUUACUUCCGGUUGAAGAACCUUUGGUUAAAAAGAAAAUUUAAGAUAUGGAAGAGGAAGUCAAGCCUGGCAUUGAAGAAAUUCGCUGGAAAUCUACAAACAUUGAUUAAUUUAUUUCUAAAUCUAAGAGUAUUGUUGAUUAACUAUUUGAAACAGUCAACAAAAUGAAGGAUUCCUUACAAAAGAUUCACAAAAGCUUAGCUAACUUUAAUGUGAAAAUCAUUGAAAGAAAAAAUAGACCUAUGUCUCCAGAUGAUUAUGAUCAAUUCUUAAAAGCUAUUUUCUCAAAUAAACUUACUAUUGUAAAAGAUAAUGGUAACCAAAUCUAAAAGCUUGUUAAAGAAGUACUUGAUGCUGUGAAAGCUGACAAGAAGCAAAACUCUUGGAAAAAUUACAACGAUUACGUUAAUGUUAUCGUAAUUGAAGGUAUCAGUACUGCUAUUCAAACUGCUCUCCUACACUUAAAUGAAUAAAUUAACCCUGUUUUUAUUAAAAGAAACGAUAUCUCACCUCUAUUUGAUAUCCGUUUGGAACUUGGCUAGAGCGGUAUUCAAUUUGAUCCUGAAAUUGGUGAAUCUUCUAACUAAUUGACUGUUAGAAAUACCAUUAGAAAUUGGAUUAACGAUUUCUUCAAUAUUGCAGGUACUAUUUAACGUUUAGAUACCACUAUGCCUGGUGAUUUCUUAUAAGAAAUUCGUUCUUUCUUUGAAAUCAAAUAAUGCUUAGCCAUGAUCACCUAAAACUUAGAAUGGAUUGAAAAUGAAUGUAACCAAUUCCGUGCUCGUUUUGACACUUAUUCUUACCUUUGGACAGAAGACGAAUAAAUCUCAUUCAAUCGUUUCUUAGAUGAAAAUGAACCUAAAGACGAAGAUGGUAAGGGCGGAGAUGAUGAUGAAGGUGAAAACACUGAAAAAUAAAACCCUCUCUUAAAGGGAUGUCGUGCAAAGAUUCCUAAUUUAGAUUUGUUUGAUGAGAAAAUCACUCACUUAAAAGCUAUUCAAUAAGAAAUCUCUCGUAUUAAAACUCCCGAAGACAUUUCUUGGUUGAGAAUCAACUUACAACCUAUGAAGACUGCUUUAGAUGCAAGAGUUACUCGUUGGAUUCGUGUUUAUACUGACUUUUUAGUCAACUAAUUCCGUACUACCUAAAAGAACUUGUUAGAUUUUAUUGAAAAAACAAAAGAUGGCAUCAAAAAAAAUCCUGCUGACCAUGAAAAUUUACAUGAUAAGAAGUUAUUGAUGAGCGUCAUGAAGGUUAUCUCAGAUGUAAAGGAUGUUGAACCUCGUCGUGAAGGUAUCAUCACUCGUAUGAAAGAAAUGGUCACUAAAUUAAAGAAGCAUAAUGUACCUAUCACUGAAAAAGGUACUGAUGAUCCUUUAUAAUAAAUCGAUAAUGCCAAUAGUAACUUCAUUGAAAUUUAUGGACGUGUCUUCAAGGUUAAGGCUGAUAUUAUUCCCUUAUAAGCAGAAGAAACAUAAAAUAUUAAGCGUGAUUUAGAUAUCUUUAUGAAAGAAGUUGAAAGUUUCAGAAAGGAAUUCAUGUAAAAAUUACCUUUUGACUACACUGAAAGCAUGGGUUAUGAAAAUAUUAACAAUGCAUAUGACACUAUUAUGGUUUAUUAUCAUAAAUUAACUGCAAUUGAAGGACGUGCCCUUGAAUAUAAUAAUUUAGAAAAACUUUUCGAACUUUAAAAGAGUAACUAUAAACAAUUGAAGGACUGUAUGAAUGAUUUAAAAAAUCUCAAAACUAUGUGGGAUGCUAUUGCUCUUAUUCAUUUCUAAUACAAUGACUGGAAGACAAAACCAUGGCGUCAAAUUAAGGCUGAUAUCCUCUUAGAUACAAACAAAACACUUGGUACUCAAAUUAAGAACUUACCUAAAGAAAUCCGUAACUUCAAGGGAUAUAACGUUAUUGUUGAAAAGGUAAAGAAUAUGGGUACUGUAUUACCUCUUGUCUCAGCUCUCCAUUCUGAAUUUAUGGAAGAUCGUCACUGGAGUUAACUUAAGUAAAUUACCGGAACUGUAUUUGAUCACAACUCUCUUUCCUUCUACUUUGAAGAUAUUUUAGCUCUUAACCUCUACAAAUAUGAAAAUACAGUAAAUGAAAUAGUAGAUGUUGCCUAAAAGGAAGCUAAAAUAGAAAAGAAACUCAAAAAUAUUGAACAAUGGUGGAGCAAGUAAGUUUUCGAAUUUACUGAAUAUAAGGAAACUAAGACAUUUGCUUCUUUAGAUAACAUGAUGGAAGUAUUAGAUUAACACUCCUUAGAUUUGAUGGGUAUGAAAUCAUAAGGUAAGUAUGUUGAAUUCUUCUACGACAGAGUUGAAGACUGGCGUGAAAAGCUUGGCCGUGUUGAUGUUGUUGUCAAUGAAUGGCUUAAAGUAUAAAAGAAUUGGAAAAUUCUUUACAAUAUUUUCCUUCUUUCAGAAGAUAUUCGUAUGUAACUUCCUGAAGACACAAAGGUCUUUGAAGGUGUUGAUAAAGAAUUCAAGGAUAUGAUGUCUGAAGUCUCAGCCAAUCCUUCUGUUGUUGAAGCAUGCACUAUCGAACGUCGUGAUGUCUUAGUAGGAUGGUCUCAGGCUAUUAAGAAAUGUGAGAAAGCUCUUAAUGAUUAUCUUGAGCAAAAGAAGAAAUCUUUCCCUCGUUUCUAUUUCUUAUCAAAUCAAUCUCUUCUUACAAUUCUCUCUAAUGGUUAAAACGCUCCAAAAGUCUGUGAAUAUCUUGGUGAUUGCUUUGAUGGUCUUAAAACUUUGACUUUCGAACCUCCUGCCAAUCCCGCUGAAACUAGCAAGGUUGGUAUUGGUAUGAUUUCUAAGGAUGAUGAAAAGGUACCUUUCUCAUCUAAGUUUAUUUGUGAAGGUGCAGUAGAACACUGGCUCUUGAACUUAGAGUUUAGAAUGCGUGAAACUCUUUAAGAAAUAUUAGAAGGAGCUAAAAAUACUGCUGACUUAUGGGAUAGUGGUGAUAAGCCAAGAGAAGAGUGGGUUGAAGGCUACAAUGCUUAAAUUGCCUUAUUAACUACUACUAUUGUUUGGACUGAAGAUGUCGGUAGAGCUUUUGAAGACUUAGCUGGUGGUAGUGAAACAGCCAUGAAAGAAUGCUAAAAGCUUAUUGAAGUCCGUUUAGAAAAUUUAAUUAAAAAAGUCCGUGGUGACUUACAUAUCUUAGAAAGAUGGAAAAUUAUCAACAUUAUUACAAUUGAUGUCCACAGUCGUGAUGUUGUCGAAAAGUUUGUUAUCUAAAAAGUUUCUGAAGCUGAAUCUUUUGCAUGGUUAUCUUAACUCAAAUUUUACUGGGAAAAUAAACCUGAUUCAGAUAUGCAUCUCAGAUAAACUCUCAGAUUCCCUUGGGAAAAAGAUAAAAAUAAAAAUAAAUGUAUUAUUAGAAUCGUUGAUUGGUUCCGUUUCUACUCAUAUGAAUACAUAGGUAAUGCCAUUCGUUUGGUUAUUACUCCUUUAACAGAUAGAUGUUAUAUUACACUCACUUAAGCUCUUAAUUUAACAAUGGGUGGUGCUCCUGCUGGUCCUGCAGGUACUGGUAAAACUGAAACAACCAAGGAUUUGGGUAGAGCUAUUGGUAUUCCAGUCAUGGUAUUUAACUGUUCUGACCAAAUGAAUAAAGAUUCUAUGGCUCAAAUUUUCAUGGGUCUCUCCUAAUCUGGUGCUUGGGGUUGCUUUGAUGAAUUCAAUAGAAUUUCAAUUGAAGUCUUGUCUGUCGUUUCUACUCAAGUUAAAUGUGUCCUUGAUGCCUUGAAGGAAAAGAAAACUAAGUUCUCUUUUGUUGAAGAAGGUGAAAUUUAAUUAUAAGAUACUGUUGGUUUCUUCAUUACAAUGAAUCCUGGUUAUGCUGGUCGUACUGAAUUACCUGAAAACUUAAAAGCCUUAUUCAGAUCAUGUGCAAUGGUUGUUCCUGAUUUAGCUCUUAUUUGUGAAAAUAUGCUUAUGUCUGAAGGUUUUACUAUGGCCAGAGUUUUGUCACGUAAGUUCGUAUCUCUUUAUAUGCUCUCAAGAGAAUUGCUUUCCAAGCAAAAGCAUUAUGAUUGGGGUUUAAGAGCAGUUAAAUCUGUCUUGCGUUAAGCUGGUAAGCUAAAGAGAGGUGAUCCUGAUAUGCCAGAAGAUCCCUUGCUUAUGAGAGCAUUGCGUGAUUUCAAUAUGCCCAAAAUCGUUACUGAUGAUAAAGUCAUCUUCCGUAGAUUAAUUGGUGAUUUGUUCCCUAAAUUAGAUCCUCCUACUAAAUAAAAUCCUGAACUUAAGAAGAUAGUUUAAGAUACUACUAAGAAGGAUAUGGGUUUGGUUGCAGAAGAGCUUUUCGUAACCAAGGUUGUUUAAUUAGCUGAAAUUCUUGAAGUACGUCACUGUUGCUUCGUUAUUGGUCCUCCUGGAUCUGGUAAAACUUGUGUAUGGAAAACUUUAAUUAAAUCUUAUAUUAACAGUGGUGAAGAUGCUGAAUAUGAUACUCUUAACCCCAAAGCCGUCACUUCAGAUGAACUUUUUGGUGCUUACACAAAGACAAAAGAAUGGAAAAAUGGUGUUAUCGCAGUUAUUAUGAAAAACUAAGUAAAGAACGAAGAAAAAUAUAAAGCAACUCAUAUGCACAAAUGGUCAGUUUUAGAUGGUGAUAUUGAUCCUGAAUGGAUUGAAUCUCUUAAUACAGUUAUGGAUGAUAAUAAAGUACUUACCCUUGUCUCUAAUGAUCGUAUCUUCUUAACUCCCUAAAUGAGAUUGAUUUUUGAAAUAUCUAACUUGCGUAAUGCCACUCCUGCUACAGUAUCUCGUGCUGGUGUGCUCUUUAUUAAUGAAACUGAUAUUGGUUGGAUGCCCUACAUGAACAGUUGGUUAGAACGUUCUCAAAUUAAUAUAUUGAAAUAGCAAAAGGAAAUGGCUAACAUGCCUGAAUACCCUGUUAUUGAUGAUGUUGCUAAGAGUGUCUUCUACAGAUGCUUCUAGUCAUAUUUCGAAUAAAAUAUAGAUGUUCAUGAUAAGAAUAGAGUCCGUCACAUUUGCCCAAUGGUAGAUAUAGCUAUGAUCUAGACAAUCUGUACUAUAUUAGAUGCCCUUCUAAUUCAACACUUACCUAAAUUAAAGCAAAUGAAAGAAGAAGAUGAAAAGUAAGCUCUUGAAGCUUUCUUCAUUUUUGCUGGUUUAUGGGCUAUAGGUGGUCCAGUUGGUGGUGGUUAAGAUGACUCAAAAGAUAUGAAGGAAUUCAACACAGUUUGGAAAGGCGCUGCUAAGGUUAAAUUCCCUGAAUAAGGUCUCUGCUACGAUUACUAUUAUGACAUCAAUGAAAACAAAUGGAAUACCUGGAAAGUAGAAGAUUAUUUACCUAACGACUAACCUUUGUUCUCAAAAAUCUAUGUGGCUACAAUUCAUACCACUCGUCUAAGAUAUAUGAUUGACAUUCACUUACAAAGACGUAAACCAAUUCUUUUCAUUGGUUCAGCUGGUACAGGUAAAACUGCAGUUGUACGUGAUUACCUUAAUUCCACUAGACCUGAAUAGGUUUCACAUAAAACUAUCAAUUUCUCAUCAUUCACAGACUCCCUUGCUUUGUAAAAGAACAUUGAAUCUAUGGUUGAAAAGAAGAACGGUAGAAACUAUGGUUCAGCAACAAAUAAAGUUUUAAUUUGUUUCAUCGAUGAUUUCAACAUGCCAUAUGUCGAUAAGUAUGGUACUUAAUCUCCAAUUUAGUUACUUCGUUUAAUCCUUGAUUAUGGAUCUAUCUUCAAUCGUGAAUAGCUUGAAGAACGUAAGUUCCUUUAGGAUCUCCUAUUUUUCGGUUGCUUAAACCAAAAAUCUGGUUCUUUCACUGUUGAUUUACGUCUCUAACGUAAUUUCUCAGUUUUCAGUAUGUAUACUCCUUCAUCUGAUGUAAUCAAAACAAUUUUCGGCUCUAUCUUAAAUGCUCAUCUUUCUACUAUCGAUGAUAAGGCUUAAAAAAUGGCUUUCAAGCUGGUUGAAGCAACUUACUUUACAUUUGACAAGAUCCUCAAAAAUACAACUGCCUUUGCUCCUUCAGCUAAACGUUUCCACUAUCAAUUUAACUUCAGAGAAUUAGCUCGUGUUUGCGAAGGUAUUUGCCGUACUACUCCUGGCCAAUAUUCAGGUGGUGACUAAGGUAAGCUUGUCCGUUUAUGGGCUCAUGAAAUGAAACGUACUUUUGAAGAUCGUUUUAUUGCUAAUGAACACGUAGAAUUUUUCCGUAGAUAUCUUACUGAAGCUAUUUCUAAGUGCAUAGGUGAAUUCCCUGAAACAGAAAAUCCUAUUGCUGAACCUCUUAUUUUCACUGGAUUUGUAGCAGCUCACUAAGGUCUUGACUAGUAAUAUACUUAAUGCACUAUCCCUGUAUUAAAGAGAGUACUUGAUGAUAAGCUAGAAGAAUAUAAUGAAGUUAAAGCUCAAAUGAAUUUAGUACUUUUCUAAUAGGCUAUGGAACAUGUAAGCAGAAUUUGCCGUAUCCUUGAUAUGCCUGGUAACAAUGCUUUAUUAGUUGGUGUUGGUGGUUCUGGUAAAUAAUCACUCUGCCGUCUUUCAACUUUUAUCAACGGUUUUGAAAUCGACUAACUCGUUGUCACAGCAUCUUUCACCAUAAAUGAUCUUCGUAACAACUUACAAGAAAUAUAUAAGAAAAUAGCCAAACCCAACAGUAUUGCUCGUGUCUUUAUGAUCACUGAUUCCUAAAUUAAAGAAGAAUAAUUUUUGAUUCCCAUUAAUGAUAUGCUUAACUCAGGUUGGAUUUUCGAUCUCUUCCCUAAAGAAGAUAUGGACUCAUUAGUUAGUGGUGUCCGUAAUGAAGCCAAAGGUGAAGGUGUUGAUGUUAACAAUCUCACUGCCCUUACAAGCUAUUUCCUUGAUAAGAUUCGUAAAAAUCUAAAAGUCGUUCUCUGUUUCUCACCCGUAGGUGAUACUAUGCGUAUCCGUUCAAGAAAAUUCCCUGGUAUUAUCAAUAAUACCUCUAUUGAUUGGUUCCAUCCUUGGCCACAUGAGGCUCUUAUUGAUGUAGCUUUCCGUUUCUUAGAAGAAAUAGAAUUCCCUACUGAAGAAAUUCGUUAGUCCAUUUCUUUAAAUAUGGCUAAGGUCCACUCCUCAAUUGAUACAGCCAAUGAAAAGUUCUUAAAACUUGAACGUCGUUACAACUACACUACUCCCAAAUCUUUCUUAGAACUAAUUGAUUUCUAUAAGAAGCUUCUUACUGAAAAGCGUGAAACUAUCUAACGCCAAAUCUAACGUUAUGAAAUGGGUCUUAACAUUUUAGCAGAAACUUAAAAUAAGGUACAAGGUUUAUAAGAAGAACUUAAAGUAAAGAUGGUCGAAGUCAAUAAGCAAAGAGAAGAAACUGAUAUUUUGAUUGAAAAGGUAGGAAAAGAAAGUGCUCUUGCAGAAGAAGAAUAAACAAUUGCUAACGCUGAAGAAGAAAAAACCAACGUUGCUGCCGCUGAAGCUGAAAAGAUUUCUAAAGAAGCCACUGAGGCUCUAGCUGAAGCCCUUCCUGCUCUUCGUUCUGCUGAAGCUGCAGUCGAUUGCUUAAAGAAACCUCAUGUAACAGAAAUGAAAAAUCUUGGUUCUCCUCCUGCUGGUGUCAUCGUCACUGCACGUGUCGUACUUAUUCUUUUCAAUUAAGGUAUUACCUUAAAUGACCCUGAUGAGAAAGUUUGGAAGAAAGCUGUUACUUUUAUGAAUAAUCCUUAAGCUUUCAUUGAUAAGGUUAAAUCUUUUGAUGGUGAAAACAUUGAACCUAACAUUAUUGAACAAUCAAACAAAAUUAUUUAAGAUCCUAGCAAGAAAUUCAACGAAAAAGAUAUGGCUGGUCAAUCAUAUGCUGCCUCAAAGCUUUGCGCUUGGGCUGUAAACAUCGUUACCUUCAAUAAAAUUUUCAAAUAGGUUAAGCCUUUGUAAGAUGCUUAAAAGUAAGCUAAUGAAAUUUUAGAAGAAAAGAAAAAGGAACUUGCUAUUGUCAAGUAACGUGUUGCAGAAUUAAAUGCUCGUGUCAAUUCAUUAAAACGUCAAUUAGAAGAAGCUGAAGCUCGUAAAAUGAUUGUCGAAUAAGAUGCUGCUCGUUGUUAAUCUCGUCUCAGUGCUGCAGAAAACCUUGUUAAUGGUCUUGCUGGUGAAAAUAAGCGUUGGACUCAGAAUGUAAAAUUCUUAAAAGAGAAUAUAAAAUCUAUGAUUGGUGACUCACUCCUUGCCUCUGCAUUUGUUUCAUAUAUUGGUGCUUUCUCAGCCAAGCUUCGUCUUGAACUUUGGAAGAAUACUUGGUUACCUGAUAUCAUUGAAAAAGGUAUUCCAAUCACUGAAGGUAUUGAACCUUUGAAAAUUCUCACAACUGAAGCUAUUAAAUCUAAGUGGAAAAAUGAAGGUCUUCCUGCUGAUCCUAUGUCUCUUGAAAAUGCUGCCAUUAUUACUGCAUGUGCUCGUUGGCCACUUAUUAUCGAUCCUUAACUUCAAGGUUCAACUUGGAUUAGAGGUAAAUAAGGUGAAAAUCUUACUACAAUUUCUCUCAGCUAACCUAAAUGGCUAGGAGCUCUUACCAGUAGUAUAUCAUCAGGUCGUGCUGUCCUUAUUGAAGGUAUACAAUAAGAAAUAGAUGCCACCCUUGAUCCUUUGCUCUAGCGUGCUGUUAAGAAGAAUGGUAAUCAACUUCAAUUAGAAAUAGGUGGUGAUCCAAUUGACUAUGAUCCUAACUUCAAGCUCUUCCUUAUGACUAAGCUUAUUAAUCCUCAUUUCCGUCCAGAAAUUGCUGCAUAAUGUACAAUUAUAAACUUUAUCGUCACUGAAAGUGGUCUAGAAGAAUAAUUCAUUGCAAUGGUCGUCAAUAUCGAAAAGAAUGAACUUGAAAUGGCCAAGUAAGAUUUAGUUAAGAAAUAAAAUGAAUAUGCCGUCACUCUAGAUAAAUUAGAAUCUGACCUUUUAUAAUCACUUUCUGAAGCUGAUCCUGCUACAAUUUUAGAUAACACAGAACUCAUUUAGAAUCUUGAUAAGACCAAGAAAACAACUAUCGAAAUUACUGAAUAAUAACAAAAGGCUAAGGUAACAGAAGCAGAAAUUAAUAUCCAAAGAGAACAUUAUCGUGUUGUCGCUGCUGAAGGUUCUAUGCUCUAUUUCCUUGUUAUUUCUCUCAGUGUUAUGGAUCAUAUGUAUCAAUACUCAUUGGAAUCAUUCAUUACAUUCUUCUUCAAAGCUAUCAACCGUACAACUGUUCGUGAUGAAAAUCGUAUUCCCACAUUAAUCUUAAACAUCCGUUAAACAAUCUAUUAAUGGAUUUCUCGUGGUCUUUUCGAAAAGCACAAACUUAUUUUCCUUACUCUUAUUGUCUUCCGUCUUAUGUAAAAGAAAAUUAUUGAUGUUGCUUACGAAGUAGCUGAAAUGGACUUCCUGAUUAAAUGUCCCGCUCGUCCUGGAGUUGAAAAUACUCUUGAUUGGUUACCUAAUAUUUCUUGGGACUAAAUUCAAGGUUUGAUAAAUCUUGAAGAAUUCAGAAACUUUGCUCAUUAACUUGAAAAGGAAGCUCCUAAUCGUUUCAAGGAUUGGUAUAAUGAACUUCAACCUGAAGAUUAAAAACUUCCACUUGACUGGAAGCGUCUUGACAGUAUGCCAUUCAAGAAACUGUUAGUUCUCCGUUGCUUACGUCCUGAUCGUAUGACCAUUUCCUUAAAUAACUUUAUCCGUGCCGUACUACCUUAAGGUGAUGCAUUUGUUGAAAUGGAUCAAAAGCUUGCCUUCUCUGAAAUUCUUGAAUCAGUUAUUAAUGAAGAUUCUGAAUCUACUAUUCCUAUCUUCUUUAUCUUGUCUCCUGGUUCAGAUCCAGUCAAAGAAGUUGAAAAAAUUGCAAAGAAAAAGCGUAUUGAACCUGGUAAAAACUUCUUCAACAUUGCUUUGGGUCAAGGCCAAGAUGAAAUUGCUCGUCGUCGUAUUGAAGAAGGUAAUAAAGAAGGUCACUGGGUUAUGCUUUAAAACAUACAUCUUAUGCCUACUUGGCUCAUUGAACUUGAAAAGAUUCUUGAUUCUUACUCAGGUGAAGCAGGUGGUGGCAACUCUGAAUUCCGUCUUUUCCUUUCUGCUGAACCUUCAACUGGUAUUCCAAUUGGUAUCCUUGAUCGUUCAAUUAAGCUUACAAAUGAACCCCCUGCUGGACUUAAAGCUAACAUGAAGCGUGCAUGGACUUAUUUCUCUAAAGAAGAAAUUGAAGAUAAAGAUCCCAAGAUUAAAUCUAUUCUUUUCGCUCUUUGCUUCUUCCACUCAACUUUAAUCGAACGUCGUCGUUUUGGACCUAAGGGUUGGAAUAUGUCUUAUCCAUUCAAUAUGGGUGAUCUUCGUGACUCUUACCUUGUUAUGAAUAGAUAUAUGGAAUAAAACUAAGGUGGUAAAGUACCAUUUAAUGAUCUUAUAUACAUUUUUGGUGAAAUUAUGUAUGGUGGCCACAUUGUAGAUGAUUGGGAUAGACGUUUGUGCAACUCAUACUUGUUUAACACUAUGCACGAAUAGUUAUUCGAUGAGCUUGAACUCUUCCCUUACAUUGAAGGUAAAGGACUUUCAUUCAAGGUACCUGGCUAGAAUCCUUAUGAGAAAUAUAUUGAACACAUUGAGACUUCACUUAAAUAAGAAACUCCUCUUGCAUACGGUCUCCAUCCUAAUGCUGAAAUUGGUUUCCGUACAGACUAAUGUAAGACUCUCUUUAAUACUCUCCUUGAACUUAUGCCAAAGGAGUAAUCUCGUGAUGAAAAAUCUUCUGAUAUCAAAUCAUCUAAUGAAAUGGCUUCUGAUCUUAUAAAACAAUUACUUGAAGACAGUGAAUUAAAGAAUAAGAUUUUCAAUAUGGAAGAAAUCAAGAAUAAGAUUGAUGCUGAAAACAAGGGUCCUUACUAGAAUGUCUUCUUAUAAGAAAUUGAAUACAUGAACGCUCUUCUUUCAGAAAUAGUCAAGGAUCUUGAAGAAAUUGGUUAAGGUCUUUCUGGUCUUUUAACAGUUUCAGAAAACAUGGAAAUGAUUAUUGAAAGUAUUGCUUUGAGCAGAGUUCCUGCAUCAUGGUAGAAGCUUGCUUAUCCCUCUAAGAGAGGUCUCUAAUCAUGGCUUGCUAAUCUCUUCUAACGUAUUGAGCAAUUAAAUAUAUUCAGAGAUGAUCCCUACUCUAUUCCUAGGGUUGUUAUGAUUUCUCGUUUCUUCAAUCCCUAAUCUUUCCUCACUGCUAUUAUGUAAGUCAUCAGUAGAGCCAAGGCUUAUGAACUUAAUAAAUUAUAUAUACAAACUGAAAUCACUAAACGUUCAAUUGAAGAAAUUGAAGGAGCAGCAAAAGAAGGUGCUUACGUAUAUGGUUUUAUUUUAGAAGGCGCUCGUUGGGAUUACUAACUCGGUCAACUUGAAGAAAGUAAACCAAAGGAAAUGUUCAGUGUUCUUCCUGUCACUUAUUGCAAAGCCAUCCCUCUUCCACCAGAAGGAAAAGAAGAUAAGAGUUUGUACUAAUGUCCAGUAUAUAAGACAGAAGAUAGAGGUAAUACUUACGUAUUCACUGCUUAACUUAAAACAAGAUUCCCUCCUAGAAAGUGGAUUUUAGCUGGUGUCGCUAUCAUCAUGGAUGUUGAAGGUGUCUCUGAUGAAGUUAAGAAAGAUAAAAAGUGA